AUAUAAAAAGGAUAAAAUGAAUGAGAAGCGUGCAAAGAGAGGAAAGGGCAGCGAAGAUGGAGGUUCGGGGAGAUGGCAGUAUUUUGGAGGAGGAGGAGAAGAAGAGGCUCGUGGAGUCCUUCGUUGGCAUCGCCGCCUCCACCCGAGAAGAAGCCCUCUUCUUCCUUGAGAGCCACGGUUGGAAUCUGGACUCCGCCAUCGUCUCCUUCUACGAUCACCAGGCCGAUCCCCAGGACCACCGAUCGCCCCUCCUCCGAGGGCGGGACGACGCCUACGACCCGGAAGACGAGGAUGAGGAAUACCUUCCGACGGAGGAGUCCCCCCAUGCGGCUGCGCCACCACCGCGCGUGACGCGUUCGACGGUCCCUGCCGCUGCUUCGGCCCCCCGGGCGACUCGUUCGUCUGCGGCGGGGGGUUCCAGAGGGGAUAAGAAGGCGUCCAAACCCUCGGGGAGUCGGUCGAGCAUCCGUACACUUGCUGAUCUGAAUCGGAGAGCCGAUCCGGACUCUGAUAGCGACUCGGAUGGGCCGCAGGAGUACUACACUGGUGGCGAGAAAAGUGGUAUGCUUGUCCAAGAUCCUUCAAAAGGUGGCAAUAAUGUGGAUGCAAUAUUUGAGCAAGCCCGGAGAAUGGGAGCGGUCCAAGGACCUCUCGACCCUCAACCAUCCUUUAGUUCAAGAAGUUUUACUGGAAUAGGUAGACUUUUGUCUGGUGAAUCAGCACCGUCUGCUCCUACUCCUGUUCCCACUCCCCAACAACCGGAAAAUAUUAUACAUAAUAUUUAUUUCUGGAGGAAUGGAUUUACUGUGAAUGAUGGUCCAUUAAGGAGGUUUGACGAUCCUGAGAAUGCUUCCUUUUUGGAGAGCAUUACAAAAUCUGAAUGCCCUAAAGAGCUUGAACCAGCAGAUCGGAGGACUGCAGUAAAUGUGAAUCUCAUACGUCGCCAAGAGGAUUACUCUGAACCUGUGCGGCGUCUUGCUGCAUUUCAAGGCGUAGGAAGAACGCUCGGUGGUGGAUUGUCUGAUAACUCAGCGACCGAGCCUCCUGUCCCUCCUGUCGAUGGCACCGCAUCCAGUACUGCUCCUCCAUCAUUAUUAGGCCUUUCUGUGGAUGCCUCACUGCCGUCCACUUCAAUUCAGCUAAGGCUAGCAGAUGGCACACGCAUGGUGGCACGCUUCAAUAUGAAUCACACUGUAGGCCAUAUAAGAGCUUUCAUCGAUGCAUCGCGGCCUGGUUCAUCGAGGUCUUACCAGUUGCAGACGGUUGGCUUUCCGCCUAAGCAGCUGAAUGAUCUCAGCAAGACGAUCGAGGAAGCAGGUCUUGCGAAUUCGGUCAUCAUUCAAAAAGGCUAAGUUGCUACCGAUUACUUAGUUGAAUCAAAACUUUCUAGACUAUUUAGACAAGAACUUUCACUGAAUUGCUUCUGAUCCUUAAUUGCUACGAUAUUUUACAUUUAGUAAAGAAUUCUAUGGGAUUUUUAUGUUUAA
Molecule: messenger RNA, 1487 nt
Organism: Zingiber officinale
Lineage: Eukaryota; Viridiplantae; Streptophyta; Magnoliopsida; Zingiberales; Zingiberaceae
Product: plant UBX domain-containing protein 4-like
Exons: 4
Coding region: 21-1352 (443 amino acids)
Biological process (GO): nuclear membrane reassembly; proteasome-mediated ubiquitin-dependent protein catabolic process; autophagosome assembly
Cellular component (GO): cytosol; nucleus
Molecular function (GO): ubiquitin binding
Source: RefSeq, a predicted model, not a curated record